AUGGAGACCAACGACAAAAUUCAAGAACCCAAGGUAUCCCCAAAACUCCACAUCCAGUCUCUCUAUUCCCAACCCACCGACAAUCAGCAAGCUAACGACGACCAGGCGAUCGCCAAAACCUGUCACUGUACCCUGCGUGCCUACCCAGUAGAAAUCCGAAAGAUGAUCUUUGAGCAUUCCCUGGUCACAUUCACAGACGGGAAAGGCGAGUAUCCAGACGACCAGACACUCAAAGAGAACAACUGUGCGCUUAUUGAAGCACUCCGACCAAGCCCAAAUCUCUACCAAGAAGCCCUUAAUGUUUUCUGGUCCAAGAGUCCCCUCGUACACGACGAAGCCUCCUGGAAUGCAUUCAUGAACCUAGGAGAUAUGGCCAUGAAAUCCAUCAAGUCCAUCAACUUUGACGUAUCGUAAGUCUUCGCUUGUGAUCUGCUCUCAGAAGUCAAAAUUGGGACGAGUAAUAACACAUUCUUACCACAGAUCCUUAAGCUUCGCUGUUAGUGCUGCACAUCCCCAAAAACUCAACUUACUCGACCAACUUCCACCAAACAUCCAUUUAGCGCGCAAUCUCACAGCCCUGACCUUCAGAAUUAGCCGCUCAGAUGCCUGUCCCAUCAACAAUUUCCUCUCCGAAAUCCUUGAAAAUUGUCCCAAUGUUCGAAAAUUGACGUGGUCGGCUGUGAUCAAGAAGCCGCCUAACUCUAACGAAUGGCGCCGCCUGGAAGUCGCAUGUGCAUUGAGUGCGGUGGGUGGUGCCAGGAGAGGCCAAACGAAGAUGAGCCGGGCGAUAUUCAUUUUGUGCUAUCGUGAUCUCUUUUACAACCUUGAUGAGUCUCUGGGUGGGGUAAAGACCUGA
Messenger RNA from Hymenoscyphus albidus, 856 nucleotides. NCBI's taxonomy places the organism in Eukaryota, Fungi, Ascomycota, Leotiomycetes, Helotiales, Helotiaceae. The record is from the annotation of a GenBank genome assembly.